AUGGUAUCUGAGGCAGAUGGUUCCACGGGUCUCCGUAUGAAAGCCCAUUUCUCCGACUUUGAAUGGGAUCAACUUCAAAUGCAAGGUCUCAUCCAACAACGUGCCAAAAGCCUCGCCGGUCAAAAACUUGAAAUGCCGUCCGAAAUGACCAAAGAAAACCUCAUCUUCCUUCUCAAGGACCGUAAACCGGUCGACGAAGGAUCAUCGUUCUCUAAUUCAAAAUACAAUUUAACGGAGUAUCAUAUAGAUCCGUAUCCGCCUUCGAGCAAGCCGGUUAAGGAAUUGGAGAAGAUUACUUUCAGAGAUCUCAGGAUCGAAACUCGUCAUCUUGGGAACAAGAUUUUUGUCAAAACGGUUUCUCCUGCUAGAAGAAUUGCGAGUGUUUCGGUCGUUGUUGAGGAUGAGAACGGUGUUCCUGGACAAUUGCAGAUAUUUAAUCUGGGCAGGAAAAUUGACUUACAAGAGUUCUUGCCGGUUGGGCAGAUACUAUGUGUUAAGGAGCCGUUGUUUAAGAUUUCCACGACGGCUAUACAGAGUUUGAGGGUUGAUCAUGCGGGGGACUUGAUACUGGUGGAUGAUGACGAUGAUGAAACUCCUGAGGCUUGGAGGGUAGAAGAUAUUGAAAUUGGUGCAGCGAAUUGUAAAGAGAUUGGGAAUCAGGCUGUUAGGGAUGGGAAGUUAGUGGAAGGUAUUAGAUGGUACACAAAAGGUCUGGGUAUCCUCGCAUCUAACCCAGAGAACCUCGAUGAAUCUCUUAAGCUGGCUCUCCUGCUAAACAGAGCCCUCUCCCACCUCCAACGCGGGGAGUACGAACACUCACUUCGAGAUUCAGAAUCUGCCCUCCUCAUUGAUCACAUCAAUGAAAAGGCUUUGUACCGCAAAGCAAAAUCUCUGUACCAGCUUCGCCGUUAUGGUAAAUGCGGGAACACGUUGACCAAGCUUAUAGUCCAUCAUCCGAACAACCGAGAGGCAAAAAACGAGCUUGCGAUAGUUCGCCAACGUUUGCUUGAGGAGACAAGAGGAGCAUAUGACUUCGCUAAGAUGGUGGAGAUGGCGAAAAGUGAUUUUGUCGGACAAGAAUAUGACUUUGCGGACUAUUCUAUUCCCGUGUACCCUAAAACGUCUCAAAUCAGUGGGAAUGGGUUGUUCACUAGGAGAGAUGUCAAAAUGGGGGAUUUACUCUAUGUUGGAAAGGCAUUCAUGAAUUGCAGGGGUAGUGAUAACGGUGUUUCAGUGAUGAUUCGUCCGGUGGAUUUGCAUGUCGACCAAGGGGUCGGAGCCUUUUUGACGAGUGCGGUCCUAGAGAAGUUGAACAGGGUUCCUGGAGCGUACAAGGAAAUUUUGAAACUACAUAAUGCCUUUGGUGAGGAGUGGACAGAUGGCCGAGAUGGCGACGGACCGAUUGACUCGUUCCUGGUCAAAAAUAUCUGCAACAGCAAUGCCUUUAGCUCAUGUUCAUACUACGACCAAUUUCCAGAAAUGCACCCAGAAGACGACGGCACGCCAUCAAGAAGGAAUCCGAAGAAAACUCAAGAUGAGCCAUGGGAUCCCAACUCUGGCCUUUGGAUUCUCCCUGCAUACACCAACCACUCUUGCAUUUCCAAUGCUCAUCGAACUUUCCUCGGAGACAUGAUGAUUUUCCGCGCCGUUGUGGAUAUGCCAAAGGACACCGAAGUUCUGAUCAGCUACACCGACCAUAAUCUCCCUUACGAAGAGCGACAGGGAAUCUUACAAACGAGUUGGAAAUUUACUUGUCAAUGUAAACUCUGCGUUUACCAGUCCGCACCCGGUGUCAGCGAAGCACUCGAAAGCGUCAUGAUAAAAAUGCACGAACUUAUCACCCGCGUCGGCGAUACAACCCCAAAAUUCGAAGAUGCAGAAAAAUUGAAACUUUUUAUCAUACAACUCGAGAAAUUAUACAUUUACGACGCACACGUUGUACCCCGUCCAUACCUAGGAGAACACAUCCUACGGCUCUAUGGAUUCCUCAACGAAAUGGGACUAGCACAGGCAGCAUAUAAUGCACUACACGCUGGACCACCAGCUUGGGGUGCUAUUUACCACGCGAUUUCGGAGAAAGGGGUCGAGUUUCAACAUAAAGGAUGGGCUGAUGGGGAUUUGGUGAGGGCUUAUGUUAGACUUGCUACUGUUACGGGGCCUUUGGGAGGGAAGAUAUUUGAGGAUUGGAAGGAAGCGGCGAGGGAUUGUUAUAGGGUUAUUGUUGGGGAGGAUGUAACUUUUGAAGAAACUUUUGGGGAGGCUAUGAUGAGGUAUACGAAGGACGGUGGGGGGUAUCGAGACCUGGCGGCUCUGAAUUAG
Molecule: messenger RNA, 2319 nt
Organism: Orbilia oligospora ATCC 24927
Lineage: Eukaryota; Fungi; Ascomycota; Orbiliomycetes; Orbiliales; Orbiliaceae
Exons: 3
Coding region: 1-2319 (772 amino acids)
Molecular function (GO): protein binding
Source: RefSeq, a predicted model, not a curated record